UUCUCUUCAGUUCCUUCGACGCAUUUGAAGAUCAAGUUCUUUCAAUAAUCGUAUUCAAAAUGAAUUACUUCGCAGUCAUUUUCGCAGCUAUCGCAAUCGUUCUGGCGACUGUAAACUGUACACCGUAUGGAUAUGGUUAUCCCCAAAGUAAUCCAAAUGAAUAUCAUCCAGUUUGUGGAAAUGAUGGCGUUACAUAUCAAAAUGAUUUUUGGUUCAGGAAAGCAGCCAAUUACCGACAAGGCUUAGGAAUGAAACAUGACGGCGAAUGUGAUCGAAGUGACGUCCCUUUUUGCGAUUGUAGUGGAGGAGAAGUGGUUUGUGGAUCUGAUGGUGUCACAUAUACCAAUUAUUGUACAGUAUAUAAAUGCGCACAAAACUAUGGCAGCCACUUGGUUGUAGAACACGAAGGAAACUGUAACGGUUAUUGAGCGCUGGUUUAUCAACCACUUUUUAAAACGAUCUUGGUGAAAGGCGGUCACAAUUAUUCAAUUGGGUCACAUAAUGGGAUAAUGGAAGUUUUACCAUAAGAAAUUUAUAUUUGUAUUGAUCGUUUUUAAUUUGAUGUCAAACAUUGAUUAUUAUUUCAAUAAACAAUGGUUUCAUUUGAA
This is a messenger RNA of Contarinia nasturtii (swede midge), 608 nucleotides long. Its product is annotated as ovoinhibitor-like. Gene Ontology annotation, molecular function: protein binding; serine-type endopeptidase inhibitor activity. The transcript is spliced from 3 exons. Bases 60 to 428 code for a protein of 122 amino acids. The record is from RefSeq and is a predicted model, not a curated record. NCBI's taxonomy places the organism in Eukaryota, Metazoa, Arthropoda, Insecta, Diptera, Cecidomyiidae.